This is a messenger RNA of Porites lobata, 11939 nucleotides long. The record is from the annotation of a GenBank genome assembly. Lineage: Eukaryota; Metazoa; Cnidaria; Anthozoa; Scleractinia; Poritidae.
CUAAAACCGCACAAUCAUCGAGUUUUGAACUGAUUUAUUGCACGCUUAACAGUCUCGAAGCCAAUGAAAGUAUUCCACGCCUGACUGCAACUUGGCUUGUUUCGUUUUCGUUGAUUAAUUGUACCCAUUUUGCAUUGUUUGUACGAUCGGCUCAAUAUAAAGGUUCUCGUUUCGUGACGCGAAUAAUUCCAGCAUUCGUGCGACACAUAACACUGGAACGGUUAUAAUUAUCUUUGGUCUGACGUAGGUUGUUUUACACCCACGCAAUAGAAAGUGCGGCAAUAAAGAACGGCGUUUAGAGGACAGAAGACAUUUUCUACGGUGACACCAUGAAGACACUGCUCACCGCUUCUGUUUCUGGAACUUUGCCGUCGAAGGACGGAAAAGACAAUGAGGUUAGUGGUUGAAAUAUUGUAAUAUCCAAGCUUUUUUGGUUGAUUGACCCGUACCUCGCCAAGCCACAAACACCAAUUCCCCCGAGAAAGUUUUAAACAUCAAUGAUCUUUUCUUUAUAGCAUAUCGAAAACAACAACGCGUAGGGUAACUAUAAACUGAAAAACCAAAACAUUGAGCUGACAAACUAAUAAUCUUUUUGUUUUGUUUUGUUUAUUUUUUCUGUUGCAUGGCAAAAAAUGUUAGUAAUAGACAUCCCUGUAUUUGGAAAUAAAUUUUCGUAAACGAAACCAUUCAUUUUCAAGUAAUCAGAACAAGUUCCUUUACCCUGAGCGCUAUUGCAAGGUUAGGUAGUGCCUUUUAACAUUAGUUAGCGGAAACAGCUUUUGAUUUGUAUAUUUUCCCCAUUAAACAGGCGAAGUCGGAUGCCACGGACUUACAUCAACUUAUACAAUUCUUUCAUGUCCUUUAGGCAUAUAAAAUCACAGUCAUGUUCUCGGAUGGCAGCAAAACCCUGCUACGCAAGAAAUACGAAGAAUUUGUUGAUUUGCAGGUUUGUUUACUUCUCUGGCAGGUUUUUGUAUUUGUUUUCCGAGUACUUGCAUGAUAUUUAUUAACGGGCGAUUAUGCUAAAUCUUGAUCAUUGUUAAACACCUAGAAUUCAAUGCUUUUUAAUUGUUUGUUUAUUUUGAUUAUUUGAAAAAAAUCUCGUUACCUUCAGGAAGAAAACAGUUUAACGCAAUCUUUGCUCACUUAUUUCAUCGUUGCAAGCUUUACCUAGUAAUGUUAAUUGCUCCGGAUUAAAUCAAAGUUAAUUGAACUGCAGAGAUAUCUAGUUCAGUCAGCCAUACAUAAGUUAUGCAAUAUACAGCUGUAUGAUAACAUCAGGCAACAUGCAACGUCAGUCAAAAGUCAACGAUAUAGCCAGCUUAGGUCUUUCUUAUGUACCUAUAUUAAAACAUUUCGCAUGUACUUAGGAAACUUACUUACAUGCAUGACGGAUUAGACCAGGGUUGAAAUGAAACUUUUACGAUUUGUUUCUUGGGGGCAUAGAACAAAGAAUGCAACACGUGCCAAGUAGUACAAUGUCCGGCAAGGGCCAAUCAGAAUGCGAGUCCAGCAGUAUCCAGGAUGUUUCUCACGUGAACCUCAUUUGACGGCCUUGUCUAAAUCUAACGUCGGACGUAGACUAGUUUUCGUAGCAAGCGCUUCCUUUGGGUCUCGGAGAAAAAAAAGACCAAGGAACGCGAUUUUCGGUUUUGGCCGAGCGAAAAAUGUAACGAGAGCCAGAAAAUGAAAGAGGGUGAUGGGGAGGGGAAGGAAAGAAACCCUUACGUUUCGUCCCACCCCCUCCCUGCUCUUUUACUCGCGCCAGUUUUCGCGCGGUCUUUGACUCUAGUUCCUCGUUCUUUGCUCCGAAACUGCACGUAAACUCUCGCUACGCAGGUUAGACGCAGGAGCUAACGCCUCAAUGACGUUCAGCCCAGACAAAUUUAAACUCUCUGUUUUGUUUGUUGUUGUUGUUCUUUUUUUACUACCAUGCGUACGUCUGACAUUACAUGUCAAACAACGGGCCCCUGUUGCUCAAUGGUAGCGGAGCAAUCAGAACUUCAACCUCUGUUAGGAAAUCUCGGAUCAGUUUUUCUCGAAGUCGCCUGUGUCACUAAUUGAAGAAAUGUCAUUUUCAUGCUUUCCUAAGCUUGAACGCAAACCCGGAAACAUUUCAAUGUUGCUUUCUUCUAAAAUUUUUGUUUCUAUUAUUUUACGUCUGACUCUCGUUUUCUAACUUCGCUAUUUAAUAGUGAAAACUAAAUGCAGCUUUGCCGUCCCGGAAAACUGCAAAAUGUGGACGCAUUUUGCUGUUUGGUCUUGCUGCCAGCUAAGCCUGGAACGCCACAAAACUACUUGGACAUGUUUUGAACUUUAAUGUUGAGUUUCCAAUUGUAGGUAACAGUUUAUGACUUAUUAAAGCAAAAAGGUGGCUAUUCGAGGAAGACGUCUAGGACCCUUGUCUCCAGCUUACCAGGUAUGUAAGGUAACAGAUAGCUUGAAGGUUUACUAUGGGGCAAUAACUUCAGACAGCAAUGACAAAAAAAAAAGAAGGCUCUAUGUCACACACGAACUGAUUGGCGGCUCAAUUAGUUGGGUACAAUUUCGGGGCGAAAGGUACGGAUUCGUUUCCCUACCAGCCAAAACUCAGAGUCUUAAGAAAACUGACGAAAAGAUACUGCCGUUAGUAUCACAUCUGCAAAUGGACUACAAUAAGAGUCUAUCAACAUCAACACUUAAAUUGGAGCCCAGCUCUCUUGCGUUGGCCUCAACGAAAUGUGGUUGAAGCGUUCUAAAUGAAAUUAAGUACGGCAUAUCUAUUAAAUUCUAUUUUUUUUCCUUGUGCCCGUGAGCGAUGUAACUGAAUCCUUUAGCUGCUUUUUUUUGCAGAACUCAAUUCGCCUCUCUCGAGAAUUAUGUUCAAAGACAAUGAUUUGAAGAAGAUGGGAAGAAUAGACGAGUUUAUGAGGGUAAAUAGUUUGGAUUAACGAUGAUGUUUAACUGUCUGGCUUAGUUUAAGGUGUUAGAAGGCACAUCAUUGCUCAUUUCCAAGAGGAAUAACUCAGUACACCUAGUUAUUUAGGAACGCAUUUUACAUAGGGCCUGUGUGUGGUGGUCAUUUUUUGGACUGAAACAUAUCUGGCCCCAACGAUGUCUGACAGUCUAAAAAGGGCUUUGAAGCAUAACAGCCAAUGAGGAACCAACAAAGUGCUUUAUUUUUCUAGGAAAUGUUGACCCUUCCAACUGUGGUAAGAGAAUCAGAAGCAGUCAUGAAAUUUUUUGGUGCCUUCAUGGAACAGCAAGAAACUUCUGAACGGUGAGGUUACGUUUAAUUAACAUCUGAUUUCACAGAUUAGAGCUAACCCAGGUAUAGCUUGCCGAUACAUUUUGCUAUACGUAGUUAACUCUAGCCUAGUUCUCUUAGUCAGCAUAAAGGACAGCGUAAUGUAACACUACUUCAAGUUUAUUCACACGUUCUUAAGCGGGAAAAGAUUGUUUGCUUGGCAAUGAGUUUAAGUUAUCCAUCUCUUGAACACGGCGAUCCUUGGUAUUUCAAACUUGAUAAGUCGCCUACAAGACCAUAUAUUUGACUGGAUAAUUGCUAACGAGACAACUUUUUCUUUAUCAAUUUUCAUAUCUAGUAAUGAGUAUGAAGAGGAGUUAAAGAAGAGCCAUAAAGCGGCGGAAUUGCUAAGUGGUAUGUAAAACCGUCUUGAUUGUGUUAGAGAUCGAGAGAAAGAGAACCAAUCCACAGCAAGGUCGUUUCUCACAAGAAAAUGCGGUAAUCUCUCUUUAAUAGGUCGAGGCCUCUAUACUAUACCUGAUAAGAGCCCAGUGCCAAGUCGAAAGAAAAUUGGAUACAACGAUCCGUCAUGGAUGCCGGAAGACAUGCAUUUACUUAGCAGAGAAAGUAGAGACAAUCUGUUGAAACAACUUAAUGAAAGGCGUCCAAGUAAACCAUUACCUGGGACAGAGAGACCGGCUUCCACUGCGACUGGUUCUCCUAGACCAGGAUUGAGACAUAGGCCGUUCAGCGUUGCUGUUGGCGUUGCAGACAUACUAAAGGAGACCGUAGAAAAUAAACCAGAAAAGACACGUUCCCGUAGCACUGUCACUGCACCUGACUAUCAGUCUCUUGAGAUAGACAAGCAGCAAUCAAACGGUAAUGAGAAUUCUCCGGGUGAUGAAAACUCUGGUGAAGUUGAACAAACUGAAUAUAAGCAGGAGGAAUCUCGUACCAGAAAGAUGUCAACCCAAGACGGACGAAGAAGCCCGAAAAGGAUUAAGUAUGUGGCAGUUUCCUCAUUUGCUGCAGAGGAGGACGGUGAGGUGUCACUUGAAGGCGGAGAAGAGGUCGAUGUACUGCAGAAGGAGGCAAGCGGAUGGUGGUAUGUUAAGAACGAACUUGGAGAGGGGUGGGCGCCGAGUGCUUACCUUAAACCAGUUCAGUUAUCCAGAUCGACAUCUCCGGUAAAUCUAGAGCAGUCCCAAGAUGUGGAGAGUCAAGAACAAUCCAUCCAAAUAGACGAACAAAGCAAUAUCGACAAAGAGGAACAAAAAAUUUCCAGUAUCCAAGAAAAUCAGAAGGUACUAAGAUUAACUGUUCAAAGAAUUUUUUUGUUACUUAUUUUAGAACAGCCUUUCCUUGUUUAGUAAAAAGACGCGUGUAGAGGCGACCCGUUACGCCUAAUUCAGACGCCGCGCGGUUUUCUUUUACGUCAAUGUGGUUAAAACUUCCGUAAAAUGUAUUUAUUCUCACUCAAAGCGGUUUUUUCUUUUGCAUAAAUUUAGUAUACCAUUGCUAACAAAUAAAGCAGCAUUACUCAAAAAUUGAAAUGUUGAUACUUCAUUAUAUCUCAAUGAUGUACCUGGCCUUAAAUUGAGUGAUUCUCCCUUAGCUUUUAUUUAUAUAUUUGGCAAUUAUGAACAAAAGAUAUAAAUAAACACAACUUACUUAAACGAGUAAACGAAGUAGACCUACAAUUAAAACGAAAAGUAUUCGCUGCUUAGUCACGAAAUCGUAAUGAUCUCGCCCUGUGGGGGUUGAUUGUUUCGUUGGCAAAUAUGCUGAUAAGAUAGCGAGUUAUUAUAUUGCAUUUAAGGAAUGAAUGAUAAAUAUCAAAGGACAAAGCAGAGAACACAGUCACGAAAUUGAUGGUUUGUUCUCUCUUAAUGUUCGUCCGUUAAUGCUAUGAAACUUCUAGGGCAUGUCAAACCAGAAGUGAAUAAAGAAGUAGAUUGGGCCAGAUUUUCAGUAUAAUAAAGUGUUAAUUUGAUAACAUGCCUCUUGCGGAAAAUGAUAGUUUAAGUGGCUUACUAAUUGCUGAUACAAGUCGCCAUAGUGUCAUUAAAAGAAAAAAAAACAAAUAAACAAAGCUUCCUAAUAACUAUCACACUAUGGCCAUCAUGAGAUUGCAAAAGUAAAUUAUUUGUUGGUUGACGCCAUUUCCUGUAUGAGUAAGCCAUUUGCGGUAAGCGGCGGGGUAGGUGUCUAUUCAUAAAAAAAUUACACAUGUUCUUCUUCUCUCACAUAGUCUUUGAAUCGAAGCAGUGAAGAAGGGACGCAGAAGGUAUCAGGCGAAAUGAAUCGUCGCGUCAAGUUUUUGAUGGUUGAAGGAAUCCAAAAGAGAAAAAAUCCAGAUAAAAAUUACGUAAGUACUGGCAAGUGUUCACAAUCAGAAUUUUUCCAUUCUUGGUUUUUCUCCAUUUGUUUUUCAAAAAGUUAUCAAAUAGAAGUACUCUCCAUUCAUGUGUCAGAAUGAUUCGAAAUGCUGGAAAAGAUAGGGUACAAACCUAAUUAAUACAAAAUCUCAGUUUCUUAAUUAGAAGGCCGGACUUACUUUGAUUUUUGUUCUCUAGGUUUAUAUUCUAAAGGUUGUAUGGUCAGAUGGAGCUAUCAACAUCAUAUACAGACAAUGUAGCGACUUCUUCUUUCUACAGGUAAAAUCAUCUUUAUAUGUUACUUCAUGCAGUCCCUUUUCAAAAGAAGUCACCUUUGCGUGUUUUUCCACGAGAACGUUAUGUACGCAGAGAAACUAUUCUAAACCGACAGGUUUCUCAUGGUCUACUUCAUUAUAAAUACCGAGAAAACACAUCAAAAGCAAUACUACGGCGGUUUGCGUUUACAAAGCCCUGGCUUCCCCCAACCUCCACAAGUUAUCAAUAUCAUUACUGAAAAAUAUUUGCAAAUAUAAAUUGAUCUUUCUUAUCUGCAUCGUUUCUCAUUGAAUCACUCUCAAGACCUGUACGAUUAACGAAAUUUGAAGAAAAAAUUUACAUUGAUGACCUUAUGUUAGUAUCCAAUAGCUUUUAUUAAAAAAUUUUUAUAACCAAAGGAAUUGAAGAAAAGAAUUAACAAUAAUAAUAAUAAUAAUAAUAUACUAGGUGCUUAUUGAGCGCAUUUCUGUCUCCAAUGCGCUUUACAUCAUGAUAAGAAAAAGAUAAAAAUAAGAAAACCUCUACCUGACUUUAACUUAGACGUCCCUAAAAUUAUAGAAUGUACCUACACAUAUUAUUCCUCCUUUAGGAAAGUCUCAAGAAAGAAUUCCCAUCUGCUAUUGGAAAAGAAAUCCCAGUGCUUAAAGGUGAGAAUUGGUAUUGCAACAAAAAGACCAAAAAUUGACUGUUGAAAGAUUAAGGUAAACUUGAAGUAUUAAUAUUUUGUUUCCAUUUGUUUUUUAGGAAGGAAAUUUACAGAAAAUUGUCAGUUUUGCUUUAAGGAUGGAACAUGUAAAAGAAGGCAAUUCAUGAAUCAAUUUUGCCACGUAAGUCGUUUAAAUGAGUCAGCACCUGCAAACCUUUCAUGUAAUCGGCGAGACAAAUUUUUUGUGAGUUUAUUUUCAAGGUGGUUUUUGAUUGGUUCAAAUUUUCUUUUCUAUUCUUGAUUAGGAACUUGUCAACUCACCUGACAAAAUUUCUAAGUGUCAAGCUGUCAUGCAUUUCUGCAAGCCUCGUUCUAGUGACGUUCUUCCUCAUGGAACGUAAGUAACAUUCGUUAUAUGAUUUCACCAACAUAACAAAGACACUGAAUUCUACCACAAGCUUUAUUUUUAGAAGAACUCCCACCAGACAAAAACCGCAGGAGUGGAGCGCUUAACUCACACAAAGAAAGAUCUGAAAUGUAAUGAGCAAGCCAUUUUUAGCACAAAGGCAAAGUUGUUAGACUAGAUCUUAAUUAUUAAAUUUCUGUAGAGUUAUAAUUCAUUCUUGCUUCUUUCUCAGAAAUGAAAAGGCUGCUUCCAAGAACAAAGAAGGUGAGUCGGAUCUAAGUGAUUUCUAGUUGUUUUAUUCGAUCAAAAUUUGGAUAGCUUCUACAUUCACUCAUCCAUAAAAACGAAAAGGAAAUAACAGUAUUUCCGUAUUACAGGUGACGACAGCGACAAUGUUUCGAUAUCAGGACCUGUGGUAUUUGAACAGUAUAUAGUCAUUGCUGACUACCAAAAGAAGAACAGGAACGAUAUUUCUCUGACUGCUGGAGACACCGUUGACGUCGUCGAAAGAAAUGAAUUGGGUGAGAAUGCCACAAACACCAUUAACAAUUUUUAACUUGCAAAACUUUACUUUUGACGAAUUCUUCCAACACACUUGAAUUCUAAUAUCAUGGAAUUGUUUGCAUAUACUUUUGAUGAGUGGGGGUUUGUUGUUAAGUGGUUUUGCUCUAAGUUGUUGCAAGCUUACUGGGGGGUUUAAAUACCACGAGUGAUAUUUGAAAAAGUUCAUGGGGACAAUUUGAAAUAUCACUGGUAAUGCCCCCCGCAAAUCUUACUGUUAAGGCCUAAAAUACACCAACAAAUUUUCACAUCAGGAUUUCAAAGAACUGAAAUUGCUCUUUAAAUAAUAAUCGUAUUAACAUAAAAUUGCUUUCUGCCAACAAAGUACGCAAUAAAAUUUGAUCCCCAAUGUUAGAUAACCAUACUGCAGGUUAAAAACAGUAGUGGCGUGAAGUAUUAGCUGCCUAUCAGGUCCUUCAGCAUUUCAUAGUUUUCAAAACUCAGCGUUUGCUAUCUCUUUAAACCAUGCAGGUUACAUCAUAACAACUAUUUGAACCUUUUUUUUUAAGGUUGGUGGUUAGUUGACCGUGAAGGCGAGUUAGGCUGGGCUCCUGCGUCACAUCUGGAGCCAACUGAUGAUGGGGCAGAGAUCACUUCCUCCAAAACCUACGCACCUGGUCAAGGUAAGCCGAUUGCACAUAAAUUUUGAAUAAGGAACACGGAUUUUUUACAUGUUUGAACCAAACCAUACAACAGAUGAGUAUUGGCAAGAGUCUUCUGUGAAGCGGAACCCUACUGUAUUCACUAACAAGACCACCGCCUUAUUAGACCACCUGUGAACUGAAUACAAAGAGCCACUUAUUCAUUUUCUCAACAGAAACCUCUUCAACACAACCACGUCGUCAAUACGAAGAGAUUCGAUCGCCCUUAGGUGGUUCAAAUAACGGCGUGGUAUUGUACUAAUUAUCAAAUAGAUUAUUGGAGACAUUCAUGUUUAUUUUCAUCUUCUGCAGAGGAGGUGUACCAAUCUGUGCAGAGCUACAAAGCUAGUGCUGAAGAUGAACUUUCUUUCGAUGUUGGUGUUAUGUUGAAAGUUGUGGAAAAAACUUUGGAUGGAUGGUGGCUUGUCAGGUACACGAAAAUAAGGUUUCUUCUAACAUUUCUUCCAAAGCAAAAAAUCUUUGAACAGUUCCAUUUUGCCCACAUAGGAGUAGAGAAGGAACUAACACGGCAGUAUUUUCGGUUUCCGUAUUUUCUGAGUUUUGAGAAAUUUGCUCCUUACCAAACAAACUCUCAAUUUGCAGAAGUCUUAGUCACCUGGACUGUCUUUGCCAAUGCGGCAUGGUUGGUCUUACUAUAGCCAAAAACCCCGCUGUCAUAGUCUGGAGACACGCAGGCUCCAUCAAAAUGAUCGUCAAUGUGACAAUCCCUGGGUGCAGAAAAGGAGAGCAUAGCUAAUAGUAACUCAAAUAUGUGUACUCCUCGCUUAUGUCACUUUACGUUCUUUUCUACUCCGUUUUAGUUAUCGGGGCGACCAAGGGUGGGCGCCUGCCAUGUUUCUGAGAAAAGUAUCUGGAGGUGAUUCCUCCCCUACAUCCAAUGGAAAAAUGGACGUAUUGGAUAUCGUUUCCUUUAAUGGAGGUAAAUUAUGACAAUUUACGAUUCUUAGAUUCAUUUCUCCAACCUGACAUUAGUCUGUUAUUAUCCAAAUAGUUACAUUUAGGUAAGGAUCUUACCAAGUUCAAAAGUGACAGAAAUUGAGCUAUUAUAUCAGUAACCGAAUGAGGUGUCCUUGGUUCAAUUUUCGCGAGGCACGGUACCCUAAGAUGGGUCUGAGGACGUCAGUAUUUUUAAGUAAUGACGUUCCAGUAGAAGUAAAGAAAUUCUGCGAAAGUUACACUGAAUAUCAUGUUCUAAUUCCUUUUGAUAUGAGAUUAUAUCAGUUCAAUGACUUACCUAAAUAUCUUUAAAUCAAUUACAGAUUCUGAAGAUGCCGAUGGAAAGCCAAUUAUGAGGACACCUCCCGCAAGGCGGGACACGGUAAGAGGUCUUUCAAGGACCAAUUAUUAUCAAGCACAAGAGAAAAUGUUUCACCUGAUUUUUCAACACCGUCAAGUCGCGUGAACCAACGAAGGUACAGGCGCGUUUUGAAAUCGACUCAAAGCUGUCUGGAUAUCAGAUGAAACACUUGCCGAGUGUUUGAUAUGGUUUCUGAUAUAUAUUGAGCAAUAAUUCCUGAAGAAAUUUAAAUAUCGCUUUUCAAGGCCUUGACGAUCAGUAUCGUUGCUUUUGAUCAGUACAAGACCUUGAGCGUAUAUGCCACUGCUUAAAAUAAGACUGCUAAGGGUCCUUUUUCACUUCAGUAGAGAAAGCUGUCACCGUGAGACUAGAGCGAACAAAUGAGCAGAGAAAGAUGCUUGAGAGCCCGACAAACCUGCGUGUUGUUAGCACUUUAGCUACGAAAUGUCGACGAGUGGUAAAAUAUUUUUUACUUUUAUCAAUUUUAGGUUAAGAAAACAGUCAGAAAAAAACCGAAGAGAAAUUCCAAUCCUGAAAUCCAUGAAACAACGAUACCAGAAGAUCAAGAGCCCUACACAACAGAAAAGAAAGAUCGCGCGAUAUCAGUACCAGCAAGACCAAUGACACCAACUGUUACAAAGAGAAUGCCACCACGUUCAAAAUCAAAUUCCUCUUCUCGACCCGCCUCAGGGGAGAUCCCGCAAUGGGCACAGCAUCAGACGUCUUUGGACCUAUCCAGCGGAUAUGGAACAUCUCCAAGUGGCAGUCUUUCGUCUCUUGCAUCUGAAGUUUUUACGCCUGAGGAAAAUUCUCCUCCUAUCAAAAAAUGUGCGACACUUCCUCGAUUCGAUCAUAUUGAAGACAAAGUAGUGCAGUCAGCUCCUUCUCCAAAUAUACCUCGCUCACAUUCUGUUACAUCAAUGGCACAAUACAAGAAGGAAAUGGAGGCAGCCGUGAAUGGUAGGCUACAGCCAAGCGGAAAGUCUUCAGGCCGAAGCAGCCCAAUUCUAGCACCGAGGAAGAUUUCCGCAACUAACAGACGAAGUCCAUUGGCAGGGUCACCACCACGAAUUCACGACCUCAGAACACUGCACAGAGAAUCUGGCCCAGAGAUAGACUAUGAAAGUGGUUCAGAUUACCGCAAUGACUUAGAUUCACCAAGGUAUCAAGUAAGCAGUAGCCAAAAUCGAAAAUCUAGUUCGCUUUACAGAGCUAUGUAUGCAUAUAUAGCUCAAGAAGACGGAGAAGCAACCUUUGAAGAAGGAGACUUGGUGGAGGUUCUUCAACGAAGCAGCAACGGCUGGUAUCUCCUAAACACAGAAAAUGGACUAGGAUGGGGUCCUUCAAAUUUCCUACAGACUGUAGAAAAUUAAAUCUAAUCUCCUGAAGAAAAUCACUGCAGUAACAGUAAGGUCCUUAUAUGAUACUGCAAAGCUAUUUUUGUUGUUUUGAUUCAAUUUUGAAAUUACAAACACUAAAAAACUCGUGUCCUAUGAUAAAUAAAUGCAGCAGCUUUAAUUGCUAGAUAUGUCGUUUUGCAUAACAAAAUUGAAGCGCGUCGCUCCAUUUGUUAAGUCUGAUCAAUUUAGGAAAAAAUGUGCUAAAAUCUCAUGCGACCGAGAGGAUAUAAGAUCUAGGAAAAGGCUUGCAAAUAUACUAACUUUCCUAGUCGGCUAUCUAAAACUUCUAAACGAUGUCCAAAGCCCACUUUGCUGUUUACAUUCAAGAGAAAGCUCCGCUUAGAAUUAUAGACCCCUCAAGAAAGACAUACUCCUCUGUAAUGCAGAUAAAAGGACAGAUACCUUGUCUUGAGGGAGUCAUUUGGUCGUAUUCAGUGAAUAGGAGACCAUACGUUUUACAAACAUUGUUUUUGUCGCUCAAGUAAGUAUCGAGUGAAACAAAGGAAUCUUUCGUUAAAAGAAUCAAUGUGCUUCUGGUUGGCACAUUAAGAUCAGUAGGUGACGUCAGCGUGUGUAUCGCCAUACGGCAAUAGAUAAGAAAUCUAUAAUUUACCGAAAGAGAUUAGGUACCGUUGUAGUAAACAAAUGCGAGAAUUUCCAAGUCAGGAAAUUUGUAUAUAGAUUUAUAUUUUAACAAUUGAGUGAGAGGAGAAUGAAAAUCAGUGUACAGUUGUCUUAAGAUGUUCCUUAAAUUACAAGAUUACAGAAAUAGAAUAGGAAAAAAGGACGCCAAAAAAAGUUGACAUUAUAGGCGAAGUAACGACUGACUUAUCAAACCAUGUUGUCAGGUACUACAUGAAGUUAGCGACAAUGUCCAACUCAAAACUACGUGAGGACAAACCGAUUUGAUUUAAAAUACUAUACAUUAUGUAAUUAAAAAUAAGUAAAGUUAUUUUAAUCUUAUUUACAAACAUGCAGCUAUAUAUAGUAUAUCCUAUGUAGAUCUUGUACCCAUCUGGUUAACCUAUAUAUGGUCAAAAUAAUAAAGAAAAUCAAAAAAAGAUUCCUGAUUUCUGAGUAGCCUGUU